Messenger RNA from Daldinia childiae, 1041 nucleotides. RefSeq names its product P-protein. The transcript has 3 exons. The record is from RefSeq and is a predicted model, not a curated record. Bases 1 to 1041 code for a protein of 346 amino acids. Gene Ontology annotation, cellular component: cytoplasm. Gene Ontology annotation, molecular function: chorismate mutase activity; prephenate dehydratase activity. Gene Ontology annotation, biological process: L-phenylalanine biosynthetic process. NCBI's taxonomy places the organism in Eukaryota, Fungi, Ascomycota, Sordariomycetes, Xylariales, Hypoxylaceae.
AUGGAGUCAAGUAGUGGACUAGAGCAGGGAAAUGACUUGGAUGCAAAGCCGACUGUGUGCUUUCUGGGUCCGGUCUCAUCUUAUACGCACCAGGCUACGCUAGACACAUUUCCCACAGACAAAUUUGACUUCCUCCCCGUAGACACGAUCAAAGUAACACCUCCUCCUCCCCGGGGGAAUAAAGACAUCUUCGACACAACGCAAUCCGGCCGCGCAGCCUGCGGCAUCGUACCCUUCGAGAACUCGACCAACGGCUCCGUGGUAUUUACCCUAGACCAGAUCGCCGACCGCGCCGGCGAGUAUCCCGACCUAGCCGUGUGCGCCGAGAUCUACCUCGACGUGCACCACUGCCUAGUCGGCCACCACCACCACCACCACCACAGCCACCACCUGGACCUAACCCACGUCAGACGCGUGUACAGCCACCCCCAAGCCUUCGGACAAUGCACCAAGUUCCUGCGCGAGAAGCUGCGGGGCGUCGAGACCGUAGACGUCAGCUCGACCAGCCGCGCCGCGGCCCUAGCCAAGGACGACGCGACCGGCGCGAGCGCGGCCAUCUCCAGCGCUGCCGCGGCGCAGAUGCUCGGCCUGGACGUCCUGGCGCGCAACGUCGAGGACCGCGAGGACAACACGACGCGGUUUUUCGUGGUGCGGCGCGGCGGCGCGGCUAUCCCGGGGCUAGAAGAAGUCCUCAGCAAGCGGCGGCGGCGGCGGCAAGGCACAGGUGGGGAUGGGGAUGGGGACGGGGAUAGCGAUAGCGAUAUCUACUCGCAAAGCAAAUCCCUCGCCUCCUUCACCGUCCCGCACCGCUCCCCCGGCGCCCUCGCCGACGUGCUCGAGUGCUUCCGCCGCGCGCGCCUCAACCUGACCAGCAUCAACAGCCGGCCGAGCCUGGCGCAGCCGUUCCAGUACGUCUUCUUCGUCGAGUUCGAGGGCCAUAGGCUCCGGGAUCCCGAGGGUCGGGUGCGCGACGCGUUGGCUAGCGUUGCGGCUGUGGCGCAGAGUUGUCGGUGGUGGGGGAGUUGGGAUAAUAUGCGGUAG